GCCGGCCGCUCGCCGCUCCGCUGUCGCUGUCCGGCUCCGACCCGACUCGCGCGCUGUCUUCUCGUGAGGGGCCUCGCGCCGCCGGGCGCGCGCCGUCCCCCUGCCUCGCGGCGCGGGGUCUCGCGGGCCCCGCUCCCGCCCUCCGCUCGCCUGGCCCGGACCGGAAGCGGCGUCGCACGGCCUGGGCCUGGCGCGGGGGGCGGGCUCCGGGGCCCGGUCGGACAUGGGCAAGAAGCACAAGAAGCACAAGUCGGAUAAACACCUCUACGAGGAGUAUGUAGAGAAGCCUUUGAAGCUGGUCCUAAAAGUGGGAGGGAACGAAGUCACCGAGCUCUCCACCGGCAGCUCGGGGCACGACUCCAGCCUCUUCGAAGACAAAAACGACCAUGACAAACAUAAGGACAGAAAGCGGAAAAAGAGGAAGAAAGGAGAAAAGCAGGUUCCCGGGGAAGAAAAGGGGAGAAAACGGAGAAGAGUUAAGGAGGAUAAAAAGAAGCGAGAUCGAGACCGUGUGGAGAACGAAGCAGAGAAAGACCUCCAGGGUCAUACCCCUGUAAGAUUAGACUUGCCCCCUGAGAAGCCUCUCACAAGCUCUUUAGCCAAACAAGAAGAAGUAGAACAGACACCCCUUCAAGAAGCUUUGAAUCAACUGAUGAGACAAUUACAAAGAAAAGACCCAAGUGCUUUCUUUUCAUUUCCUGUGACUGAUUUUAUUGCUCCUGGUUAUUCCAUGAUCAUUAAACACCCCAUGGAUUUUAGUACCAUGAAAGAAAAGAUCAAGAACAAUGACUACCAGUCCAUAGAAGAACUAAAGGAUAACUUCAAACUAAUGUGUACUAAUGCCAUGAUUUAUAACAAGCCAGAGACCAUUUACUAUAAAGCUGCAAAGAAGCUUUUACACUCAGGAAUGAAAAUUCUUAGCCAGGAAAGAAUCCAGAGCCUGAAGCAGAGCAUAGACUUCAUGGCAGACUUGCAGAAAACUCGAAAGCAGAAAGAUAGAACAGAGGCCUCUCAGAGUGGGGAAGACAGCGGCUGCUGGUUACGAGAGCGGGAAGACUCUGGAGAUGCUGAAACACAAGCCUUUAAAAGCCCCAAUAAGGACAAUAAAAAGAAAGACAAAGAUGUGCUUGAAGAUAAGUGGAGAAGCAGCAACUCAGAAAGGGAACAGGAGCAGAUUGACCGGGCCGUCCAGGAGUCUGGUGGGAAGCUGACCCGGCGGCCAGCCAACAGUCAGUGCGAAUUUGAAAGAAGAAAACCAGAUGGAACAACAACAUUGGGACUUAUCCAUCCUGUGGAUCCCAUUGUAGGAGAACCAGGCUACUGCCCUGUAAGACUGGGAAUGACAACUGGAAGACUUCAGUCUGGAGUGAAUACCUUGCAGGGGUUCAAAGAGGAUAAAAGGAACAAAGUAACCCCAGUGUUAUACUUGAAUUAUGGACCCUACAGUUCUUAUGCCCCACAUUAUGACUCCACAUUUGCAAAUAUCAGCAAGGAUGAUUCUGAUUUAAUCUACUCAACCUAUGGAGAAGACUCUGACCUUCCAAGUGAUUUCAGCAUCCAUGAGUUUUUGGCCACAUGCCAAGAUUAUCCAUAUGUUAUGGCAGAUAGUUUACUGGAUGUUUUAACAAAAGGAGGGCAUUCCAGGACCCUACAGGAGUUGGAGACGUCAUUGCCUGAAGAUGAAGUCCAGGCUAGGACACUUGACACAGCAAAAGAAAUGGAGCAGAUUACAGAAGUAGAGCCAGCAGGGCGAUUGGACUCUGGCACUCAGGACAGGCUCACAGCACUCAAAGCAGUAACAAACUUUGGCGCUCCAAUUGAAGUCUUUGACUCUGAAGAGGCUGAAGUGUUCCAGAGGAAACUCGAUGAUACCACGAGAUUGCUCAGGGAGCUUCAGGAAGCUCAGAAUGAGCGGCUGAGCACCAGACCCCCUCCCAAUAUGAUUUGUCUUUUGGGUCCAUCAUACAGAGAAAUGCACCUCGCUGAACAGGUGACCAAUAAUCUUAAAGAACUUGCUCAGCAAGUAACUCCAGGUGACAUUGUAAGCAUGUAUGGAGUUCGAAAAGCAAUGGGGAUUUCCAUUCCUUCCCCCAUCAUAGAGAACAACUUCGUAGAUUUAACAGAAGAUUUUGAAGAACCUAAGAAGACUGAUGUUGCUGAGUGUGGACCUGAAGCCACUGGUAUUUGAUUAUAUAUUAUGUAUAUAUUUUUUUCAUUCUGAACUUGAAAAUGCAUUUGAGAAGAUAUUAACUAUUUGUAAAUUGUGUUUUUAAUUAAACUUUGGAACAGUUAAUUUUAAUGUUCCAGAGAUUGAACUUCUAUUAGGUAAUAAAGCUGAACCUGAGAAGAAUACUGUGCAUAUCA
Molecule: messenger RNA, 2364 nt
Organism: Marmota flaviventris (yellow-bellied marmot)
Lineage: Eukaryota; Metazoa; Chordata; Mammalia; Rodentia; Sciuridae
Gene: Brd7
Product: bromodomain containing 7
Biological process (GO): regulation of transcription by RNA polymerase II
Cellular component (GO): nucleus
Source: RefSeq, a predicted model, not a curated record